This is a messenger RNA of Aethalodelphis obliquidens (Pacific white-sided dolphin), 4496 nucleotides long. It is a transcript of the gene TOB2, whose product is annotated as transducer of ERBB2, 2. Gene Ontology annotation, biological process: regulation of gene expression. Bases 652 to 1683 code for a protein of 343 amino acids. The transcript has 3 exons. NCBI's taxonomy places the organism in Eukaryota, Metazoa, Chordata, Mammalia, Artiodactyla, Delphinidae. Gene Ontology annotation, cellular component: cytoplasm; nucleus. The record is from RefSeq and is a predicted model, not a curated record. Gene Ontology annotation, molecular function: transcription corepressor activity.
GCCGGAUCCGUGCGCAGGGUUGCUAAGGGUGAAACUUUUCAUUGACUUUGCUCACUUCGGGCAGGGGCGCGGGAAGGAGCGGGUCGUCGGCGGGGAGAACCGAGUGGCUUGGGCGACGCGGGGCCAGAAGGGCAAGACCGUCCGCCGGCCACAGCCGGGACCGUCUUCCGUCCCGCGACACAAGCAACCCUCCGGUCCUCCAGCCUCGCGCCGUCGCCGCUGGCCGGCCCGCCCGCCCUCUGUCCCCCGCCGCUGAGCCCGACCUCCAAAAAGCUGAAAGAAUUAUUAUUGAGAUCAUAGCCCAUACUCCCCUCACUCGCUCCCCCAUCCUCAACGAAGAAAAGGACACAUCGGCUCCCGGGAAGGGAGAGCAACCUCCGCCCCGCGCCCAGGACCACCCUGGAGGAAGAAGCCGCCCCGCGGCCGGCACACCGCCCCGCCGCCGCGGAGACCCGAGUGAGUUCCACCCCACAGCCAUCUGGCCUGGCCUGUUCUCGAGUUGAAGAAGCGAAGGUGGCAUUAUCUACUUCUGAUUUGUGCAGCAGCAUCACUGAGCGUUGUCUAGAGCCCAAGGCUGCCCACCUUACAUUUCCUACCACUGUCCUUGGCUUGUGCACGUGCCUGUGCUGAUUCUCUGCCUAGGAAAGGACGAUGCAGCUGGAGAUCAAAGUGGCCCUGAACUUCAUCAUCUCCUACCUGUACAACAAGCUGCCCCGGCGCCGGGCAGACCUGUUCGGUGAGGAGCUAGAGCGACUCUUGAAAAAGAAAUAUGAAGGCCACUGGUACCCUGACAAGCCACUGAAGGGCUCUGGCUUCCGCUGUGUCCACAUCGGGGAGAUAGUGGACCCCGUGGUGGAGCUGGCCGCCAAGCGGAGUGGGCUGGCGGUGGAGGAUGUGCGGGCCAACGUGCCCGAGGAGCUGAGUGUCUGGAUCGACCCUUUCGAGGUGUCCUACCAGAUUGGUGAGAAGGGGGCUGUGAAAGUGCUCUACCUGGAUGACAGCGAGGGCUGUGUUGCCCCAGAGCUGGACAAGGAGAUCAAGAGCAGCUUCAAUCCCGAUGCCCAGGUGUUUGUGCCCAUCGGCAGCCAGGACAGCUCCCUGUCCAACUCCCCGUCACCGUCCUUUGGCCAGUCGCCCAGCCCCACCUUCAUGCCCCGCUCCGCUCAGCCCAUCACUUUUACCACCGCCUCCUUCGCAGCCACCAAGUUUGGCUCCACCAAGAUGAAGAAGGGGGGCGGGGCAGCGGGUGGGGGGGCGGGGGGCGGGGCAAGUGGCCAGCCGAUCCCCCAGCAGCAGCCCCGCAUGGCCCGCUCUCCCACCAACAGCCUGCUGAAGCAGAAGAGCCUCUCUCUGUCUCUGCAUUCACUGAACUUCAUCGCCACCAACCCAGCCCCUCAGUCCCAGCUCUCACCCAAUGCCAAGGAAUUCGUGUACAACGGUGGUGGCUCUCCCAGCCUCUUCUGUGAUGGGGCCGAUGGCCAGGGCAGUGGCACCCCGGCCCCCUUCGGGGGCGGUGGGGCUGGCACCUGCAACAGCAGCAGCUUCGACAUGGCCCAGGUGUUUGGAGGUGGCGCCAACAGCCUCUUCUUGGAGAAGGCGCCCUUCGUGGAAGGCCUCAGCUACAACCUGAACACCAUGCAGUAUCCCAGCCAGCCGUUUCAGCCUGUCGUGCUGGCCAACUGACUGCCCACCUGCCCACGGGGCCAGGAGCACCCAAGACCACAGAAAAGAGAAAGGAAAGGAAAGGCCAAAAAAAAGAGGAAAAGAAAAAUACACAAAAAGAUUUCCAGUCUUCUCACUCUAACUUCUAGAAACAUGACCCAGCCCGGGCAUGGAGUGGGAGGGGCCCCUGAAGCACUGAACAGUGUUUAGCUCAGCCCCCUGCUGCUCUCCUGCCUGCCUCCGAUUUAUUCGGUUGGUUUGGGUUUUAUAUUUCUUUUUCUUUUUUUCUUUUUUACAUGUAGUUUUCUAUAUAACAUCUUUAAUUAGUGGCUUCCUGUGCUAAGAAUGGUCCAGAUGUGAAUUGCUGCUCCCUGCUCCCUCCCUCCCUCCCUCUCUCCCUCUCUCCCUCCCUCCCUCCUUCGCAUGCCUGGUUUAGGGUUGGUGUGUCCCAGCUCACAGGGAAGGAAGACAGUGGCUGGGGCCUGGCCCUCCUCAGAACAGGGAGAGACUGCCCCGUGUCACUGUCUUCAUCACCCAGCUGUCCUCUCACUCAGAGCCAUCCAACCUCAGCAGGCCCGCUCGGGCCCUGCCACCCAGAUAGGUCUGACUCCAGCCCCCGCUUCCUCUCAGGCCUGGGCCCUAGGGAGCUGCCAGCUGGCCACUUGACACCCUCCCCCUAGAGCUGAAGUCUGUGACUCCAGGGAGGUUAGCACUCUGUCUGGUGUCCCUUUCAUCUCUGUCCUGUGGCCCCAUGCCACCAUUCCCACCUGGCCCAGACCAUCACCGAGGCCCUGGAGACCCAGCCAUUGGCACAUGUGGCCUCUCUCAUGUAGCCCCUUCUUUCCUGGGCCUGAGUUCUUGGGUAGGGAGGUGGGGUGAGUGUAGGUGUGCGUGUGCAUGCGUGCGUGCGUGAUUUGCUCUCCUGUUUUAAAGGAUUCCGAGCCAUGUGAAACUUCCCCUCUGGGUGUGAUUCUGGGUCGCAGCAAGUGUUUAUGUGUGAGGGUGGGGAAUGCACUGGGGGUGGGUUGUCAGUCCUUUUGUGGGGUGCUUCACGUGGUGGCGCCAGACUGGCUGAGCCUGACGCUUCCAGAGGAAAGCACUGCAGAAGGAACUGGUUUCCAGACUGCGGAGGGAUCUGCACUUUUGUUUUUGACCAAAAAAAAAAAAAAAAAAAAGGUUAGCAGUGAGGGGCUGAGGGAAUGCCCAGCCUCUGAUACCUAAGAGAAGUCCCUGGACUCGGACCCUCCUAUUGUGUGACCUUAGCCCAGGGUGGGAAACGCUUACCUGAGCGCCCUGGGGGGUGGGAGUUUUGGGUCAGUGCCUGUAGUGGGCAGUCCAAAGCCUUGAAUUGAGACUUUGGUCUUUUGGCUGUAGAUGUCGCUUUAAUACAUUUCUUCCCCUGCCUGCUUGAGAACCUCUUGGUACCUCUUGCCAUCCCCUCACUGUCUGACCCAGGCCCACUGGGCCCAAUGCUGAUCUCGAGCAGGCUGGGCUGGACAGGCGCUUGGCCACGGCAGGCGCUGUGUCUGGAUUCUUGAAGAGCCCUCCCCACCUCUGCUGGAGAGAAUUUACCUUGACCCAACCCUAGUGGGCUAGCUUCCACGCCAUGACGCUUUGGCAAGUGGGCACGUAGCAUCAGGGCCCCCAUCACCAAAGCCUUUGGCACCCCACCCUCUCCUCCCCAGUGACCCCAAGUUGGCAACUGCUGUGGCAGCGGAUCCGGCCCAGACGGACACUGCCAGCCUCCUCUCCCUGCAGUGGGCACCAGCUCUACCUCCCCGCGCGGGGCAGUGCCCUGGCUCCUUGGCCCGGCACCGUCUGUCCCCCCUAGACUUCUCAGGGGCCAGCCCCGUCUGGGCCACCCUCUCCCGAGCCCUCAGCUCCCGCACAGGUGACAGGCCCAGGCUGCUCUCUGGGAAAGGUUGGAUGCUGCCUUAUGCCCCCUUCCAGCCCCUCUUCCCCCACUCAUGCACACAGGCACCCACCACACCCUGGGCGGCUUGUUCCUCACCACAUACAGGGAGGGGGAGACCAACCCCUUAGUGUCUUUUGAAAUACGAAGAAAAAUGUGUGAUCAGGAGCAUGACUCCUGUGCUGGGCUCUUGGGCCCACCUCAGUCUGUCUCAAAUCUAGGCAUUUUUGCUUCAACUUUAUUUUUUUUUUUUAAGAAAACAAAACAAAAAUCUGCACUAAUUUACCUGGUUUCAUAGGAAAACUUUUUUUUUUUAUUUUUUACAUUUUUUGGUGUCCGUUUGUAUUGAAUAAUUUGCUACAUUUGUAAAAUGUAAGAGGUAUAUAUAAUAUAUGUAUAUUUCUAACGUAAAGGUAAUUUUUUUCUUUUCAAGAUUUUUUCUUAAGAGGAGAGAAAGAUAUUUUUUCAGGAAAAACAAACUUUAAAAUAAAAAAAGAGGAGAAUAAAACCUAUUUCUCCCCUUUCCCCAUCCUCUCUCUGUCUACCCCCCUUUCCCAGGAACAAGUCAAAAGGUGGAUCGUCUUGUAAAGGAAGUAAACUUUCAGUCCAGAAUGAUGUCUUUUUCUCAGUGCAGUGAGCUGUAGAUUCUCUAGUUUGACCCCUGGGGAUGGGAAGGGGGGCACUGAGGCAACAUGGAGAGGAGCUCGCGGGAGCAGGGUAAUGAAUUUGUUUUCUUUAGUGAAGGAGGAAUACAAUCAAGUGUUUUGUAUUCAGAAUGUUGUGCAAUAUUUUGGAAUGGAACAUUGGUGUGUUUAGAGAUUUAGUUUAAAAACAAAACAAAAAGAUUGAUCAAAUCUGUACAGUUUAUAUUGUUCCAGAUUUUUUUAAGUUUGUAUUAAAAGCAUGAUAUAUAAUAACCUUC